This is a messenger RNA of Cryptococcus wingfieldii CBS 7118, 3852 nucleotides long. RefSeq lists its product as hypothetical. The transcript has 16 exons. The record is from RefSeq and is a predicted model, not a curated record. Gene Ontology annotation, cellular component: cytoplasm. Bases 1 to 3852 code for a protein of 1283 amino acids. Gene Ontology annotation, molecular function: ATP-dependent chromatin remodeler activity; ATP binding. Lineage: Eukaryota; Fungi; Basidiomycota; Tremellomycetes; Tremellales; Cryptococcaceae.
AUGUCCCCUGGAUACGAGGCUUCUAUCAGAAAUCACCUCGUGAGAUUCCCCAACGAUACAAACUUUGUCACCGAGCUCGCCGAGGCUGGCAAAGAUAAGGGAGGGAAUGGCUUUGGUAUCGUCGUCUGUAUGGAAGAAUACUGCUGGACAGAAAUCGCCCUGACGGCCGAACCCGCCAAACCUGACGGUGGCAGAAGCAUUGGCUGGGGCUCAAUGUUGGCGUUCCAACAGAGCCACUGCGGGAGCUCUGCGCACGUGCGAGGGAAGACUGAACGCUGCAAGAAGCUGAAUAUCCCCAUCGAGAAACCAUCCCCCUCUUCUGCAUCUCAACCUUCUCUCGCCACCCCCGCACCAGCGCGCACCCUGCCCUCUACCACCAAGAGCACUGGCAAACAGGUUCGCACCUCCAUCCUCGACGCCAUGUCCUCUCCUCCUUCCAACCGCACCCCUUCCGCCCCCUCUGGGACUACCGUCGCCAGAGCCACCCCGACCCCCGCUAGUAAAGUGUCUCCCGCCGUACCCUCUCGCCUGUCAAGUUUAUUUUCCCACGGCUCCAAGAUUGUGCAAUCCUCAUCAUCAAACGCGUCAUCUCGUGAGCCUCUUGCGCUCGUCAACAAGAACACGAAUGGUAAGGGUAAGCAACCUGUCCGCCAGGCGAGCUCCCCCUCCGGCCCUGCGCCUUCGUCUGGUCUCCUCGGAGAGGACGAGACUGAAGAAGACAUGGCUACUAUCGAGGAGCAGAACAGACGGUUUGACGAGAUCUUUGCUGCGAAGCGCGAGCCUGUCGCGUCUGAGCCUGCUUCAUCUCCCUCGAUCACGAGACCUAGUUCCGCUAGUGCUGGCAUCACGAGACCUACCUCUGCAAGUGCCGGGCCUUCUAACGCUGUGUACUCUCUGAUCCAUCAAGAUGUCACCGCAAAUAAGAGCGGUCUCGGUAUUGAGCAUGUUCCUCACGGAGACAAGGAGCAAAAGUACGCCGCCGAAGCGCAGCAUCUCGUCAAGUCUCUGUCAUCCUUCUUGCAGGACAAACACAAGCUGCGCCUCAUUCUUACUCGCAUCAAGUUUCUUCGAGAUCAGCUCGUGUCGCCCGAUACCGUCUACCCAUACGUCGGUCCUCCCAUCGACAUGGUCAUCACUUUCCAGAAUCUCCCUACCGUGAUUGCCAAGGGCGCUACGUACCUGCAUGACCUUGCAUCGGGAGCAGCGACGGGGCAGGUGAUGCAGAUUUCGUGCGGGUGCAAUGGCUCUAGCCACUAUAUCCCGCUCUGCGUCAAGUCAAAGGCUGCAAUCGCCCCUCCAUUGCCUGCAUCCGCCGUCGACAGCUUCCACAUGUCCCAAAUGAGCCAGGCGCCUCAUCCCAAUGCCUAUGCUGGGUCUAGUGGUGGAGCCGGCAAUUCGGGACAGAUUGCGGAUACCAUGGGGUUGUUGAGUCAGCCUGGGUAUGGUGGGAGGCACGGUUUCAUGGGGCUGGAUGAUGGUGAUGAUGACGCGGAGGAUGAGAUGUCUUUAUUCCAUCGUGAUAUCCCAAGUCUGGCUACCUUCUUCGCUGAGAGUUUCGGGAACUUCGCCUCCGACUCUACGGUUGAUGACGAUCUUCGAGUCCUCGGCCUCAGCUCUCUCAAGGAUUCUAUUCCCGGCCUUCGUAUCCAGCUCAUGCCGCAUCAAGUCAUGGGCGUCAGCUUCAUGACCCGUCAGGAGAAGAACCUUGCCUUCAGGGGUGGUAUCAAUGGCGAUGCGAUGGGAUUGGGUAAGACGGUGCAGAGUAUUGCUACUAUCGUGGCGAACCCGAGUCAGGAUCCCAAGCAGAAGACGACUUUGAUCGUGGCGCCUUUGGCGUUACUUGGCCAGUGGAAGGCCGAGAUCGAGAGCAAGACUACUCCUGGUCUUCUCAAGGUUCACAUACACCAUGGUCCCAAGCGUACGGCCUCCAUCGCCGCUUUGAAGCAAUACGACGUCGUCUUGACCACUUAUGGUAUGCUUGUUUCGGAAGGUCUGAGCGAAGUGAGUCCUGUCAAUUGUACUAUGAUCGACGAGGAUGGUAAACAAUUUGUUGACAAAAAGAAGAUUGGGCCCCUCGUCAAAACCAAUUGGUACCGUAUCAUCCUCGACGAAGCGCAUCAGAUCCGAAACCGCAAAACUCAGGCAUCCAAGGUCAUCUACACUCUCAAGGCUCAUCUCCGAUGGUGUCUCACUGGAACUCUCGUCGUCAACUCGUUGGACGACAUCUUCUCGCACUUGCACUAUCUGAAUAUUUCACCCAUGUCGCAAUGGGAAGCGUUCAGAGAACAAAUCAGCAGGAUGCAGAAGAGGUCUCCCAAGCUGGCUACCAAGCGUAUCCAGACAAUUCUCAAAGGCUGUAUGAUUCGACGACACAAGGAUACCCUUUUGAACGGUAAGAGGCUGCUUGAGCUCCCCACCAAGACGACUACGGUCUGCGACCUCAACUUUUCCGAGGAAGAGAGGCAGAUCUAUACUGCUGUUGAGAACCGCUUCAAGGUCACUUUCAACUCGUUCCUGAGGAAGGGUACAGUCCUGAAGAAUUAUCAUGUGGUGUUGGUCAUGUUGACACGUUUGCGACAAUUGACUUGUCACCCUUGGCUUCUUCGCCGGAACCCGAACGAUAUCAUUCGCGAUGGCGACGUGGUCAUCACCGACGAGGAUCUCUUUGGUGGUGUCGAAGCUCCCAAGUCUGAUGACAUCUCGGAACAAGCCCGAGCUUCCACCCUCGUCGGCCCCGAGUUUGUCGAGCGAGUCAAGGGCAUCAUCCUCGAGCGAAUCAAGCGUCUGGAAACCGCUUCCGACAAUGACAACGGUGAAGCCGGUGACUGCGAAUGCAGUAUCUGUUACGAACAGUUCACCGACGAGCGCAUCACUCCCUGCUGUCAUUCAUUCUGCGCCGAGUGUAUUGACAACAUCUUCAACUCUGCUCAAGGCAACGCGGACCUCGAUGACGCGGACGUGCAGGCAGGGAGGAGGAAAUGUCCUUUGUGCAGGACAGUGAUGGACAAGCACAAGAUCUUCCGGGCUUCCGCGUUCGAGCCCAAGGAGGCAACCGAGAAUGAGGAAGACAAUUGGGGCGAGCAGGCGGAGGAGGAUGAUGCGGAGGACUAUGGAGCAAAGAUCUCUGCUUUGGCAGAUGAAGCAGGGAUGUCAGACAAGAAGAAGGGGAAGAGAAAGGCAGUGGACCAAGUCAGGACUCGGAACAAGAAGAAGAGGAGCUCCAGUGUCGAGGAUGUCACCGACGACGUCGACAAGAAACCCGACGGCCUGGACAUCGAGGACGUAGUCCCUUCGACCAAAAUGCACAAGCUCGGUGAAUUGGUCGACGCAAUCAUUGCGCAAGAUCCCAACCAAAAGAUCAUUGUCUUUUCUCAAUUCGUGGAAUACAUCCAGCUCGUCUCCGUCUACUUGCGAAAGCGAGAUGUCUCUCACGUCAAAUAUGUGGGAUCGAUGAAUCAGUCCUCUCGAGAGGACACUAUUGCCAAUUUCAACAGGCCCAUGGAGGAGGAGGGCUCACCUAGGGUCAUUUUGAUGUCCUUGAAAUGCGGAGGUGUUGGUUUGAACCUCUGUGCUGCCAAUCACGUCAUUUGUCUUGAUCUUGCUUGGAACGCCGCUACCGAGAAUCAAGCUGUCGACCGAGCUCAUCGUAUCGGCCAAAACCGAGAGGUCACCGUCCAUCGUCUCAUCAUCAACGACUCUAUCGACCAACGUCUUAUGGAGCUGCAAAACACCAAGCAGGCGCUGAGUGAUGGUGCUAUGGGCGAAGGAACUGCGGUCAAGGUCGGCAGACUGAGUGUCAAUGACUUGAUCAGACUGUUCGGUGUGAACGGUGGUGGACACGAUGCCGAGUAG